Rhagoletis zephyria (snowberry fruit fly) is the source of this 1014-nucleotide messenger RNA. The record is from RefSeq and is a predicted model, not a curated record. NCBI's taxonomy places the organism in Eukaryota, Metazoa, Arthropoda, Insecta, Diptera, Tephritidae.
AUGAAGUUUGUCAUUGCCGUUUUGGCGUUGGCCACUCUUGCCACAGCCACAAAUGAGUUUUUUUCUGAAAAAGAACUGGAAACUCACUUCAGUCUUUUCAAGACCGAGUUUGGCCGAAACUACAGCAAUUCUGAAGAAGAAACAUACCGAAAAGGCGUUUUUGCAGACAACCUUGAAUUCAUUUUGAAACACAACCGAGAAUACCAGGCUGGCCUGAAAAGCUUCAGCGUGGGGGUGAACAACUUUGCAGACAUGACCAAUGCUGAGUUCAGAGCCCAUUUUAACGGUUUUCGCCCUUAUGCCGGUUCCAUUCAAUCGGAAGAUCUCAAUAAAAACACCGACAACGCCUCUGCCAGUGUUGAUCUGCCCGACACCGUUGACUGGGUCCAGCAGGGAUUGGUUACGCCAGUCAAAAACCAACAUCAAUGCGGUGGCUGCUGGGCCUUCUCUGCAGUGGCCGCGAUGGAGGGCCAACAUGCGCGGAGUACCGGCCAACUGGUGUCCCUUUCCGAGCAGAACCUGAUCGAUUGCUCCUAUGCCAACAGGGGUUGUGGCGGCGGCUGGCCUUUUCUCGCCUACCAGUACGUCAUUUCUAACCGAGGUAUAGACACUGAGCAGUCGUACCCUUACACCGCCCACCAGGGGCCCUGUGCCUUCAGAGUCCAAAACGUGGGCGCCAUCUUUCGAAGCUAUAGUAACUUGCCACAGGGCUCGGAGAACUCGUUGCAGGGGGCCGUUGCCAACGUGGGCCCCAUCUCGGUGGCCAUUGAUGCCAGCCAGCCGUCCUUUCAGCUCUACAAGCAGGGAAUGUACGACGAACCGGCCUGUUCUCCCACUAAAGUCAACCACGCUGUAACGGUGGUCGGCUACGGUCUUUUUCAGGGGGUGACGCCCUACUGGAAGGUGAAGAACAGCUGGGGUGUCACUUGGGGCGACCAGGGCUACAUUUUCAUGUCGCGCAACAAGGGCAACCAGUGCGGCAUUGCCAGCUACGCCUCCUACCCUAUUGUUUAG